AUCAGCACGCUGCUGUCUGUGGACAUGACAGUUCUGAUGAAAAUCAAAGCUGGAGUUUGGCCCCUUCCAUGACAUCUGAUGCUUCACUGCCUUCAGACUUCCAGGAUGAAGGGUUGGAGGAAAUCACACCGAGGCCUGUUCAAGACACGGGGAACAUUUUGAAGCAAGGAUAUCUGGAGAAGAGGUCCCGAGAGCACAGCUUUUUUGCCUCAGAGUGGCAGAAGCGAUGGUGUGUCCUCAACAGAAAGACCUUUUACUACUACGCCAAUGAGAAAAGCAAGCAACCUAAAGGCAACUUCUCCAUCGAGAACUACAGUGCCCGGCUGGCUUCCCACCUGCGCAAAGACUCUCGAAAGAAAUGCUGUUUUGAGUUAAUCUGCCCUGGCAAACGCACCUAUGAGUUCACAGCCCCGAGCCCAGCAGAUGCUGAAGAUUGGGUGGAUCAGAUCCAGUUCCUCCUGAAGGACAUGAGCUCCCUCACGAUCCCAGUUGAUGAAGAGGACGACGAAGAGCUCUACAAUGACGUGGACAGUUCUGACUCUGUGAACACGACAUCCCACAAUACCACCCUGAAUCAGGAGGAGCCCAAUGUUGAGAUGGAAGAGGAUGACAUCUACGAGGUUUUGCCAGAUGAGGAGCUGGAGCCCCCCAUCCCAGAGGACAGCGAGGACACCGGGAGCAGACAGAGAAGCGGAGGUCGCCGGGGCGAUUAUGCCAAUUACUACCAAGGGAUGUGGGACUGCAGCAGCGAGCACCCCGACGAGCUCUCCUUCCACCGCGGGGACCUCAUCUACAUCCUGAGCAAGGAGUACAACGUGUACGGCUGGUGGGUGGGAGAGCUCAACAACGUGGUGGGGAUCGUCCCGAAGGAUUACCUGGAGGCUGCCUACGAGCUGGAGGAGCGAUGAGGACCUCGGUGUCCCAGAUCCAGGUGCUUCUCUCUCCCUGGCCACGCUGAGACACCAGUGACACCAUCCCCACCACCAGCCUUCCCUGGCUACGGGCACCCAGUGCACGACGAGACCCACGUCCCAUCACCCGGCCACGCACGGUGUCCCCGAGCUCUGCCCCGUGGUACCCACUGCGAUGCUUUUGGGGCACGGUGGGGGCUCGGGGAGGGCGUCAACCCACAAUAAAGC
Calidris pugnax (ruff) is the source of this 1139-nucleotide messenger RNA. Its product is annotated as src kinase-associated phosphoprotein 1-like. NCBI's taxonomy places the organism in Eukaryota, Metazoa, Chordata, Aves, Charadriiformes, Scolopacidae. The transcript is spliced from 10 exons. Gene Ontology annotation, cellular component: plasma membrane; cytoplasm. Gene Ontology annotation, molecular function: protein binding. The coding region runs from base 69 to 908 and encodes 279 amino acids. The record is from RefSeq and is a predicted model, not a curated record.